AUGCUGACAUUCUCCUUUAUCCUCUUCGAAGCCUUAUCACCAUUACCCGUCAUGGCAGGAAAUCAGAUUAUUCGCCACGGAACCAUCUUCCCGCGUCGUCCUGCUCGUGAUCGUCUGUCGAACCCUGUACCACGGCUCCUCUUUUGCCUCCCAUGCAUUCAGCGAAGCCUUGAGGAUUGGCUACUUCGAGCUCCCGAACCUGGUUUCUGGCUGCACUUUGAAAUCACCUGUGUCCAAGAUACGGUCAAUGCAAAUGACUGCCAAGGUUGUCAUGUAUCAGGACGAGAUUGCGAGAUGCUCCCUGCUGGAAUGGAAGGGCACAGAUUCGAAUUGCUGGCAUUGAUCUCGUGGGUCGCCUUAUUCUGGGGCACCUAUAACACCACCGAACGCAAUUAUGAAGGCCUUAUUGAGAAAUGGUUCCUCCCCGGAAGGUCCUAUACCCAGCUUGCGUUGUGCAUCGCUGAUCUCUGCCGCGCGUUUACCCUCCUUGUGUGGAACCAUAUUGACACUCACGGAUUACACCCUCGCUGCCCAAACACCCGUCGCGUAUCCUACCGCAACUGGCUCCUCAGCCGUAUGCCGAUUCCCCAAGGGAUUGAGGCAGAUGGAAGCCCAGAAAGGUUUGCAGCCAUAUCAUUAUCCUAUCACAAAUCGACUGGUACGGAAGACCGUGUCCACCUCUGGUACGGCGCAGUCAGGGCUUUUCGGUCGAGUGUGACAAGUAUUGCUAGGGAUGGCGUUAGCGUGCCCCACCAUAACGAUGUUGCUACUAUCAUCGGACGGUUCCCUACUUCUAUGAUUCCUACCGAAGGACGUUGA
Penicillium samsonianum is the source of this 819-nucleotide messenger RNA. RefSeq lists its product as uncharacterized. The transcript has 3 exons. Bases 1 to 819 code for a protein of 272 amino acids. Lineage: Eukaryota; Fungi; Ascomycota; Eurotiomycetes; Eurotiales; Aspergillaceae. The record is from RefSeq and is a predicted model, not a curated record.